This is a messenger RNA of Chelonia mydas (Green sea turtle), 1451 nucleotides long. RefSeq names its product cocaine- and amphetamine-regulated transcript protein. NCBI's taxonomy places the organism in Eukaryota, Metazoa, Chordata, Testudines, Cheloniidae. The record is from RefSeq and is a predicted model, not a curated record. Gene Ontology annotation, biological process: positive regulation of MAPK cascade; adult feeding behavior; cellular response to starvation. Gene Ontology annotation, molecular function: neuropeptide hormone activity. Bases 143 to 433 code for a protein of 96 amino acids. The transcript has 3 exons.
AUCAAGCCGCAGCCCCCUCCCAGUGCGUGGGCUGGGCGCGCUGCUUGCCAGGCCAGUCUCACUCUGCGCGUGGAGAGGCACAUUGGCAGCAGGCACCCGUCCUGCCCCAGCGCCGAGCACAGCUCCCCACUGAUUCCCCACCAUGCAGCGACCCACCAUGCUCCUGCUCUGCCUGGCUCUCCUGGCCCACCAGCAGGCAGAUGUGAACGCCCGGCUACCCCAGGACUUUCCCCUGAAACACUCGUACCAGCCGCAAGAGAAACAACUGCUGGAGGAGCUGCAGGACGUGCUGGAGAAACUGCAGAGCAAGAGGAUUUCCACCUGGGAGAAGAAAUAUAACCAAGUCCCCAAGGUACCAUCCGGGGCUGCCCCGGCCCGUUCUGAUUCCGUGGCUAAAGGAUCCACUGCUCCAUGGGCCAGGCGUGCGCGGUGAAGAAGGGGGCCCGCAUCGGCAGGCUGUGCGACUGCCCCCGCGGAGCCACCUGCAACUCCUUCCUCCUCAAGUGCCUGUAGCCGCUGCCUGCGAGGGACCCCAGCCGCAGAUCACCUUCCCACGCUGCCGUGCGUCAUGCUGCACAUGCCUCCGCUCCACCUGGGCGGGGAGCCAGGCCGGCCGGCCAUGGCCACGCCACUCAGCAGAGCCCGGAGUAAGGGGGUGGUGAGAGACCGUGGCAUGGCCAGCGUCUGCCCCAGGAGGCUGCCGCAGGGCUGGGGUCUCCUGCGGUCUCCAGGGCAGCCCCAGGUGCCGGGCACACGCCCGCCCCCACCUUGGCAGCAGAGCAGGCUGCAGCUGCCCUUUGGACUACGGAGACGUGGCCACAGCCCCCCCUGGCACCACUCGGCCCUGCUGCCCUCCGGCCCGCAGAGCCACCCCCCUCCCGGCCACCAUGGCCCAGCCUCCAAGUCCCCUCCAGCACCGAGAGGGGGACACUUCGAAACAUGGGCUCCUGCAAUCAGACUCCUAAAUCCAGCUGUGAGCAGCCUGCACUCAGCACAGCUGAACCAGCUCUAUGCCCAGGGCCCCAACCCUGCCAAGACCUAGGCCCGUGUGCACCCUUAUCCGACUGCUCCAGGGGGCUACUACUUGCCCCGGUCCCUAAAGCACUUAGCAGGGCUGAAGCCCCACGAGGGAUUCAGGUGCCUGAGCCCAGCCUCCUGCUCCUCCAGCCCCCCACUUCCCAGGGGUGCUGCUCGGCCGCUUGCACGUCACCCAUGAGAUGAUGAAACCAGGGCCACGGGUUUUGUCUUCUUUCAGUUGCUGCCUGCAGCCCCCUAGCACACCCCGCUGCUCGCCUGGCUCCCCCACCACUUGCCCCCUUAGCCAGAGGCCUCGACCUUACAGCCAAAUCAAACCAUUGCAUUGAAAGGUUUUUUAAUGACAUUCCUGGUUCCAUUCAGUUUUGUAAAAGCCUUUUGAAGAAAAUAAACCCUGACUGUUCGAGCUAAGCCAA